Molecule: messenger RNA, 2376 nt
Organism: Emiliania huxleyi CCMP1516
Lineage: Eukaryota; Haptophyta; Isochrysidales; Noelaerhabdaceae
Exons: 1
Coding region: 1-2376 (791 amino acids)
Source: RefSeq, a predicted model, not a curated record
AUGAAGCUCGAGGCUCGCCGGGUCUGCUCCAAGAUGCGCCGCAGCCGCCGCAGCCGCAGCACCUCGACCCCGUCUGCUGGCGAGCCUGCUGCGAAACGGCGGCAUGCCGGCAGGGCGGCUGCGGACGGCGGUGCUGCGGCGGCAGCGGUGGCCGAUGUCGAGAUUGAGGAUGCUGACGCAGCGUUGGUGGCGGCGGCCGACGGCAGCCAUGUCGAGCGCGAUGACGCCGACCAUGUUGCCGGUGAGGCUGAGCGGGAGUCUCAUCCCGCCAACCGGCCGCGGCGCGCUUCCAGCCGAGCAGUCAGCAGCGCCAGCGAGGGCAGUCGACCCGUGCCAAGGGUGGUCCUCAAGCUUGCGGGCUUCGAGGAGUGGGCUGCAGCGCGGGUGGGCGGACGCAGCGGCCAGGGCGUGGCCUCGACGGCGAUGGUGCCGUUCGAGGCCCACCCCGAAGAGGGGGAGGGGGAGGGGGAGGGGGAGGAGGAGGAGGAGGAGGAGGAGGAGGAGGAGGGCAGGCAGGUGGAGGGCGGGGCGGCGGCCGAGCGGCUCGCGCCGCGCUGGAGCGUGCCUGUGGGUCCGAGCUGGCGUGCGUACGGCAGCUUCGAGGACGCGGGGCUGGACGUGGUCCACCGCGGCGGGCCCCUCGACCCGGCCACGCCUCUGCCAAUCGACGGCGGCGCUCCCGAGGCUGCGAGCUUCUGGCGCGGCGGCGGCGGCGGCGGCGGGAGCGGCGGCGGCGGCGGCGGGAGCGGCGGCGGCGGCGGCGGGAGGAGCGGCGGCGGCGGCGGGAGAGGCGGCCGCCAGCCGCAAGCCGGGCGGAUGCACUGCUGGCACCCGGUGCCGUCGGGCGUGUAUGCGCACGUGCUCGACCAGUGGCGCGACUUUCGGCGGGCGAGCGACGCGCAUCUCGGCAGCGGCGCGAGGGAGGGCGCGGCGAAGGCAGCUGCGGGGCGGGGGGCGGCGCGGGGGCGCGACGGCCCUCCGCCCAACCUGUGGGAGUGCGUGUCCGAGGAGGAGCUCGGCGGGGUGGUGGGGCCGGCGGAGGGUCCCGCCGAGUCGGACGGGGCCCUCCGCCGCCCGCAGCAUCCCGGCCCGCAGCAGCCCGAGCCAGCCGGCUCCGCCUCCGCCGCCGUGCGGGCGGCAUACGCGCCGCGCUGCGAGCCGCGCUGCGCGCCGCGCUGCGAGCCGCGCGAGAGGGCAGCCGCCGCCGCGACGCGGACGGCGCCGGCGGCGGACGCCCUCCUCCUGGCCGCGCCGCAGAGAGACCACGAGCUGUCGGCGGUCUUCGAGCAGGCCGCGCAGUGGAGCUCGAAGGGCGUUGUCUUCAAGGCGCUCUCCUCGUUGCAGUACCUGAAGCAGCAGCAGCAGCAGCAGCAGCAGCGCGACGAGCCGCUCGCCGACGACACUUCCUCGCCGCUCGCUCUCCGCCACGCGCCGCCGCCCGCGCCGUCGUCCGCCGCCGACCUCGCCGCCGCGCGCCGCGCGACGUACCUAGUCGCGCCGCCAGAGGGCGUGGCGGCGGGCGGCACGUUUCUGGCCGAGGUGGCGGGGCGGCGCCUCCUCCUCCGCGUGCCGGCGGCGUGGCGGGGAGGGGGCCUCGCGAUGCGGCUGCCGCCGCUGCAAGAGGACGGCGCGGCCGACGUGCCGCGUGUGCCGCAACUCGACGCCGCGCGCAGCCAGGGCCCCGCCGCAGCCGCUGCAGCCCCCUCGUGCGCCGGCGACACGUUCGAGGCGCGCGCGGGCGGCAGGUCCGUCGCGGCCGGCGGGCUGGUGAUGGCCGCCCUCCCCGCCGGCGAAGGGCGCGCCGCCGAGCUGGUGGCGGUGCCUCUGCACGCGCCGCUCGCCGCCGGGGGCUCGGUCCGCUUCUCGCCCGCCCCGCUGCCGCACCCGCUGAGCGAGCCAAUCGGCACUGGCCGCCUGCCCGAGCCGGUGGCCGCCACUUCCGCGGUGCACGCGGGCCAGCAGCGCGUGGCGGUCAAGGUGCCGGUGGGCGGCAGCGGAGUCGGCAGCGUCCUGCUCGUCCGGGUGCCGCCCGGGUGCGGUUCACGGCAGGAUUGCGAGCCCGUGGCGGGCGGCAGCGCGCCCACCCUCGCCGCCCUCGUCGUCCCCAGCGCCGGCUGCACCAACCUGACCCUCCUCUGCUCGCCGGGCUGGGGAGACGCGCCCGCCGGCGCCACGCACAGCCCGCAGCCCUCCUACUUCGAGGCGGAGGUGCCCUUGCAGUCUAAGCCCGGCGAGUGGCUCCUCGCGAGCGCGGGGGACGGCCGCCUGGUCAGCUUCACGGUGCCGAAGGAGCUGCCCGCAAGCAGGAAGGUGGUGGUGCAGGCGGAGGCCUCGGCUGCACCCGCGUGGCGCGGCAGGUGCGCGAGGGCCGUCUGA